AUGUCGAAGCAGCCGAAGUGCGAUUUCUUGAACCAGCCAAUGAAGCAAGUGAUUUCGAAGCUUAAGAAGGACAGCAUUUUGCCCGAGUGGAAGGGCGUAACCUGCCCUUACUGCAACGUCGGCGUGCUGGGGCCGCUACAGAACUUCGGGCCGAAGAGGGGCGGCUGGAGCUAUCGAUGCGGGAGCCGCGGUUGCCGCCGCCACGUAUUGCCCCAUUCGUUACAUCCAGUGUUUCGUGCGGCCACGGGCGCUUCCCAUACGAGCUUGCCUGUCCAAGCGUCCAUCCUCUUCUGCGCCGUGAGCGGUUGCACGGUUGCAGCCAAGUUCAGGAAACGCGAUUGGUGCCCGCUGGCAACAAAGUGGCUCAAGGGCCGCUCCGUCAUUCUGCACACCGACGGCGCCAGAUCAUACAAACUGAAGGUGCCAGGUGUGACGCACGAUUGGGUAGUGCACAUGAAGAAGAGAGUGAAGAUCAACGGUAAGUUCGUAUGGAUCAAACCACUGUUUUCGAAGGUACGCAAGCACGUGGGGAUUCAGAAAGUGGUUGGUAGCAAAAUCCUACGAGACAAGAUCCGCUCCGCACAGUGGUGUUAUUGGAACUGCGGCUGUGAUUUGUGGGCUGCCACUGGCGACGUGUUUUAUCAUGAGUUCGAGAGGACGCAUCUUGGGUAG
Molecule: messenger RNA, 672 nt
Organism: Prorocentrum cordatum
Lineage: Eukaryota; Dinophyceae; Prorocentrales; Prorocentraceae
Source: the annotation of a GenBank genome assembly